This is a messenger RNA of Penicillium egyptiacum, 1920 nucleotides long. NCBI's taxonomy places the organism in Eukaryota, Fungi, Ascomycota, Eurotiomycetes, Eurotiales, Aspergillaceae. The record is from the annotation of a GenBank genome assembly.
AUGCUACUCUCGAAAGGUGUCCGUUGUGACAGAGGCAACCCAUGUGGUAACUGCCAGGAUAACAAUACCAUAUGCGCUCGUCUGCGAGCCACCAAGCGAGCCAGAAACACCACUCAGCUGGCGGUGAUAGGAAACAGAGAUCAAAUAUGUCCAAAAUCACCCCAAGCAGCCCCAAAGCCCCAAGUUCCGCAAAUUUCAUUAUCGGGACUACACGACUAUUCUGCAACCAGAUAUUCCGGGUUUGACUCUGAACAGUCUCGCGGGGCAUCUCUCGAUAAGCCUCUCUUGCUUCACGAUGCUCAUGCCACCAUUCAAUAUCACCUAGACCAUCUGGAAUGGCUCACCAUCAAUCGCUGCCAGAUCUUGGAAUCGGGGUUGAGGCUGGCUUCUCAACUCUCAGAGAGCUUUGAGGACCCGGUGCACGUUGUUAGUGACAUCGCCGUCGAAGAACAAAUAAGAACCCCUUCUUUUGAAUUACUAGCCUGGAUGUUAAAAGACAUCAAGGAGGCAAGCUUCGGCCCAUGUGUUAGGGAUUAUUUCAGGCACAUAUCUGAAGCGACACUAAAGCAAAUGGGACUCACUUUGCUUCAUAGGACUGGCUUGCCUCACGACUUGCUCAUCAGCACUGUUUGUGUCAAUGCCGUGGCCUCCAAGUUUCUGACUACCAUCACCAACACUGGAAUUGAUAGUGAACUGAUCCAUGAAAUGACACAUAGCGUAGUGCAAUUCCAGGCCGCAGCAAAAGUAGCUCUUCGAAGCAUUUCUCUCUUAACAAGUCCUUCGCUCGGACUCUUACAGGCGGUUCUUUCUGGUAUAUUCCUCUACCAAGGAUCCGGUGACAUCACUACAUGCUGGGAGCUUACCAAAGCUGCCUGCAGGGUGUGUAUAAGUCUGGGUCUUGAUACUAUCAUGAAGACAGGAGGUGCUGUGAGUGAAGAAGAGUAUUACUGUGUCGCUUGGUGCUAUGUUCUUGAUAAGAAUUUUGCUUUCAAGAUGGGAAGAUUCGAAACUUUACUCGAUAUUGAAAUUGGACACUUCACUUCUCUGCUAUCCAGCCAUCAGCACUACACGUCAGACCUCUUUCAAAUUUACAUGAAUCUUGCUGGAGUACAGGCUGCUGUCGUGCCGUACCUCAGGGGGCGCUCGUCAAUGCUGCCAGAUGGUUUAUCAUCUUCACAUGGAAUCGGGAAACAUUGGUUGGUGAAUAUGCAACGAAUUCAGGAGAGGAUUGAGCGAAUAUCGGGCCCAUAUCCGGCCUGGAAAGGCCUAGAUGCUCAAUCUGAAAUAUCAGCUCUUCAAUUCGCCUAUCAUUCGGUUAUGACCACCAUCUUCCAUAUCAUUGAGGGUGCAGGAAACCAGUCUGUUAAUAUAUGGAAACAGUGUCUGCUAGAAGCCCGCCAUGGCAUAUCUUCACUGGUGUCGAUAUGUAUGUCAGCCGAAAGGCAAAGUACGGUGGCCUUGUUGCACUGGACACUGCUCGUCUACCCUAGUACCGCAUACUUCGUGUUAUUCUGCAAUGUCGUCGCGACAUCAGAUACUGAUGACUUCAAACUCAUGACAACAAUUGCGGAUUGCCUGACACGUAUUGAAACGACAGGCCGUCCAAUUAUUCAAGUGCGAACGAUCUUCCGCCACUUUUUAUCUCUGGCUGGAGGAGUCUUCCGCGACCAACCAAACGCAAUGGUGGUAACUCAAGAUCACCAAGUACAGCCCGUACAGUCUCACUCGAAUACAUUGCAACAUUGGAUGCCUGACAGCCUAUUUCUAUCUUCGACGGCUGACGCCAUUCCUCCUUUUUCCCCAUCUCUACUGGCUGGAGUGGAGGAUUUCUCUGGGAUGCUGUCUACUUUUCCGGAGAAUGAGAUGUUUACGCCCUUUAGCGAUCGUUUUCCUGAUUUUGGAAAUGGUCCUAGCAUCUGA